AUGGCCCCCAUGAAGAGACUCAUCUCCCGAGGCUCUAAGGGCAAGUACCGCAAGAUUGACUAUGACCGUGUGAAGACCAUCAAGGGCAAGAAGUACGACCGCACGAUUCUCAAGGCCGCGGACAUCGCAGUGAAGGGUGCAGGGGACGGACGCAUCUCGCAGAAGGAUGCCAAGAUCAUUUGCCGGGCCUGCCGUCCCACGAAGGAUGGCCGCUCCACGUACUCGGCGAUUGAGAAGACCACCAUGGCCUACGUGCGCAAGAAUUACAAGUUCACCGACGCGGGGGACAAGGCCGUGCGCGGCUUUAUCGCCAAGAUGGGAGCGAAACAGGCUGCCCGGACCAAGGCCAUGAAGGCGAUGAAGGCCAUGAAGGCCAUGAAGGCCAUGGCAGUCAUGAAGGUGAUGAAAGCCAUGAAGUGA
Symbiodinium natans is the source of this 420-nucleotide messenger RNA. The record is from the annotation of a GenBank genome assembly. Lineage: Eukaryota; Dinophyceae; Suessiales; Symbiodiniaceae.